AUGUUCAAAGCCAUGAAUUCCAGAAAAUUACUCUCAGAUACACGGAGAACAUUUCCUGCUACUAAAGUACACUGCCAGCAGCCAUCGCGGAUUCUCAUUGUGGAUGUCACAUCACCUUCCUGGACCAACACUUGUUCUGUACUCUCUGAAGCUCUGGAAAACACACUCUGUUUGGCAUGCAGUUUGACGGGCCCCUGCCGUGUGCCCCUGCUGAGCCUCUAUGUGGUGCAGAACCAGCAGGAGUGUCUGCUUCCCUUCACGCAAGUGAAAGAAAACUUUGCACGAAUUCAAGCCUGCAUUUCGGAGCUCCGUUUGCUACCAAGAGAAGGCUCUUUCCCACAGGGGGGAUGUGGAGUUGUACAAGCUGUGCAGGAUGGAUUGCAACAGUUCAAACAAUACAGCAGACACACCACAGCAGGAGGCUCAACAAAUAGUUCUGUUGAGAUCACAAUUUUGACUAGCCAGUCCAGCAAAGAAAUGGUAAAGCAGCUGGAAAAGAAGUUAAAAGAUGUGGACCUUGUGAGUCUGCGAAGAAUACAAGUCAUUGAGGUUUUGAAGAGAGACUUUCUGGAGCCUGAGGAUGUGGAACAGUGCAUGCCAGCAGAAGAGACCAGCAACAAUGACAUUGCAAUCCUGGGAAUGGACAUCGAUGUGCAAACCAUAGAGGACAAUGUCAUCAGCUUGGAGAUGCUGUUUAAAACAUGGCUACAUGACUAUGGCACAGAGAGAGAACACCUCCAUCUCCUCCUUCCAUCAGGAGGCUUCAGCCAUGCCACUGCACCCAAGACCACCCUAAUGUGCCUGAAGUGCGAUUUGCAGGAGAGAUUGCUCGACCCAGCUCUACUUUCUGGGACGGCUGAUGGCACUGUGAGAGCAGCAGAUUUGAAUUCACCCUGCCAGAUGGCAGCCUGGCCAGCUACAGUGCUGUAUAAACUCCGGGUUGUAAAGGCUCUGAAGUCUGAAGGGGUCUGUGAGUCUGUACUGUAUGGCCUGCCCUUCAUCAUCAAGCCCACAAGCUGCUGGCAGCUAGACUGGGAUGAACUGGAGAUAAACCAGCACAGCUUCCAUGCUCUAUGUCAUAGUCUUCUGAAAAGGAAGUGGAUGCUUUUGGCCAAACGUGAGCCACAGAACGCUAGUCCAAACUGGAAUAUCGUGGUGCAUUCCUACUACAUCAUUGUCCCUUCCGACUCUGCCACCCUACUUGUCAAAGCAGUCGCCAUCAGAGAGCUCUUGCUGCCUUCGACCUUCCCAGCCCUCCUUGCUGAACACCCUGAGAGAGUGCAUGGCCCUAUAGAGAGUGCCCUGAACAGCUUGGAAGUGGAAGUUGCUUAUAACCCCUUGCACCUAAAAAGCAACCUCUACAAAUACCUGAAGAGUGUGUUGUACAAACCUCUGCACAGGCAGCAGGCCCAGCCCAGGGACCAGCGACCAGAGCGGCAUCAACCCAAGCAGCAUCAGAGCAGAGCCAAAGCCACGGUGGCACCCCUUCUGAUGGCUCCUUCUCCUGUCCAAGCGUUCAGACCAGCAGCAGCGAGGAGAGAUUCCUGUGAGCGCUCCCUCCUCCCCAAAGAGUAUGACGAGUUCCUGCAGUGA
Messenger RNA from Gymnogyps californianus (California condor), 1593 nucleotides. It is a transcript of the gene M1AP, whose product is annotated as meiosis 1 associated protein. Gene Ontology annotation, biological process: spermatogenesis; male meiosis chromosome separation; meiosis I. Lineage: Eukaryota; Metazoa; Chordata; Aves; Accipitriformes; Cathartidae. The coding region runs from base 1 to 1593 and encodes 530 amino acids. The record is from RefSeq and is a predicted model, not a curated record. The transcript is spliced from 9 exons.